Molecule: messenger RNA, 7692 nt
Organism: Ceratitis capitata (Mediterranean fruit fly)
Lineage: Eukaryota; Metazoa; Arthropoda; Insecta; Diptera; Tephritidae
Product: platelet binding protein GspB
Exons: 7
Coding region: 1674-6824 (1716 amino acids)
Biological process (GO): regulation of transcription by RNA polymerase II
Molecular function (GO): DNA-binding transcription factor activity, RNA polymerase II-specific; RNA polymerase II cis-regulatory region sequence-specific DNA binding
Source: RefSeq, a predicted model, not a curated record
GGGCAAGCGGGCGUAGAAUUUUUCACCAAGAUUCUAUGGAAACCCUAAAAAUACCCGAAAUGUAGAUAAUGGGUAGGGCGGUCCCGCUACUUAAAUCAGUCAUAUCGGCCGAUAUCUCUCCUCUCCUCAGUAGCAAAGACUCGUGAGGCCUUCCAAUUCCCGAUAUUCCUUCUGUAAAAUGCACAUCACCACAACUGCACUUAAUGCUUUAAUCACCCAGGCCUUUACCAAAACCGCCCUUUCACGCGAUCUGACCUGGUAGCACUGGGUCUGUCAAAAGCUUUUGACACUGUCAAUCACUCGGUGCUACUAUCGGACAUUGAAUAGUCCAAGACAAUUACAAUUACAACCAGCAAAAGCCUCGGCUACCCUCCGGAGGAAGGAGUACCGGCUGGAAUUCGAUGUGAAAGUCAAUGGCGUAGAAAUUCAAACUAUAACAACCGAAAGUUAGUGGAAGCCACAUUCGAAAGCCUACAGUUGGCAUACGAUUGUCGCAAAAAAUCUGUUAAUCAAUUAUAAAAACGUACCCUCGGCAGUCACGUAAGACUCGAGUCAUACGGUUACAGAGAGAGCCAACAUAUAUCCAUGCCUCCUGAAUCCAACUCAUCUAAUACUUCAAUACAAUCGCCAGAGUAGUGUCAGAUUUCAAAGUUUAAUUUAUUCUCAGGCGGUGUCAUAAAAAGUAGACGAUUUUGCAGACUCUGUGUUGGCGGAAUUUCGGAUCAUUUUUCCUGACCGAGCGCGUUAGGGUCGAUAAAAAUAUUGCGAAGAAUUUUAUUUUUUUUUAACGGAGUUGUUGACGAGUACUCCCGAAUGAAUUCAAAUACGUUCUUUGUUAUACGUUCUCUGAGUUAGAUUCCAACACUAUUGCCAACCUGAGAUACUAUUUUCAAAAACGCAGUCUGGCAACGCCAUACACGCGUUUUAAAGCGCAGAUAAAAGUUAAUAUUUUUCGUGUUAAAAAAUAUUAAAAAUGUAGUUUUCAUAUUAAAAAAGUUAAAAUUAACUUGCAUUGUUUGCCAAGGAGCAAAAAGUGAAAAGCAAAUACACUUUUGUGAUACAAAAAAUUAAUAAGUAGAGUGAAUACAAUUCCAACGCAUUUCCAUAACAGUAAAAUAAGAGUGACGUCUUUGCUAUCUGACAAGAAAAUGUUUAAUUAUCGUUUAUUCUUGUCUAAAUUUUUGUUAUCGUCAACGAUAUACAAAGGUUCUAAAGCAGUAUAUUUGGCAGGCUGCUACAGUUAGUGCAGGUAGUAAUCUUCAGUUUUGGAAGUAAAAUCUUUAUUGCGGGAGGGGGUAGUCGGAAAAAUAUAGUGGUCGUGAUAUAGCAGCAGCCGCAGUACACAUUUGGCAAGUGUGUAUCUGUGUGUGUGUACAUCGCAGUAUUUUUGCGGCAUAAGGUAGCGGGUGAAGGAGGUGGACCGUCGUCUCUGUCUUAUCAGUUCCGAGCUGAACGUUGACGCCAGUGGGCCGUUUAUAGUAGCCUCAGUAGUAAAGUCAACGUACGGUUCAGUCGUAUAUGAAUAGUGCCGGCCAUACCGAAGGUCAAAUGACGAUAUUUAUUUACUGUAAUUUUGAGCAGAUCGCGAAGUGCAUAUCACGCAAGCUUAUAGCAUAAAGUGCGUUUAAUUAAAAAAAAAAAAACAACAACACAAACUAUUGUUCUUUUUGGACAUGACCGACAAGAAUGCUGGUCAUAAUGGUACUCAGUGGACGAAAGCAACGGUUACCGGAGCAGCUGCUAUUGCUGCACAACCACAUAAAUCACAUAAUUCCAGCUUACUCACUGGACCGCAACAUCUCCUACAUCAACCUCAACGUUUAUACGAUCCAGCAGCAAUAAUGCCAGCCCAUAGCAGCAUUUUUGGCGCAGGUGUCGGUGCCGCACUUGGCCAUCCCGCGCAUCCCGAUGGUAUAGCACCGUUCGCUGGUGCACGAUUUCAUCCACCACCUCUUCCAAUACAACAGUCCACAAUAGACGCAGCCAAUAUCACACAUACAAUUGUACACCAGCAUUCCCAACAUUCAACACAAAUUACACAGCAUCAAAUGUCACCAUCGCAUACACCAACAACCAUGCUAACAGCACCUGCUGCCGCUUCUCCCAGUGUACCUGUACAAAGUGGUUUUGUACCACCACCAUUACUUCCAGCUUCAGCUACAUCGGUGUUAACUCCAAACCCAUUCGCAGUUACACCCCAGUUGGAACAUCUAGCGCCACAUUUGAAUUUGCAACAACAAUUAGAGUUGAAUAAAAUCAUGACUGUAAUGAGCUCAAGUAACACCGUGGGAUCAGUAGGUGGAAACAACUCAAGCAGUUCAAGUCAUCAGCAGCCAACACGCCACAUGGUAAUCGAUGUGCCAAUGUCCAGUACUGGGAGUAACAGUAAUAACAGCUGCAGUAGUAUUAAUGCAACAGGGCCAGUUUCAGGGGCUAUUAGUAGUACAAUAACUGAAAAUGUUCUAAAUGCUAUUAGCGCAGCUCCCAACAGCAGUGUAAGUGCAAGUGUGCCUGCGGUUCAUGGUCGAUUGACAGGCAUAGGCGUGAGAAUACCAGACGAUGAUCGCUUGCGACGUAUACAAGAAGCCGUCGGAGCGGGAAUAAGUGAUUUGGCAAAACUACAAAUACAACAAAUUGUCGACCGUGUCUCUGUGUUGAAGCCAAUGGAAAAGCUAUUACUUUAUUUGAGAUUACCAGGAGAAGCUUCUGAAACAGAUCCAUUAAGGCAUCCACAAAACCCGUUGGGUACUCGUUCUGAAAUAAAUCACACCAUUAACUGGGUCCGUUCGCACUUGGAACAUGAUCCUAAAGUAUCUAUACCAAAACAAGACGUAUAUAAUGAUUACAUAGCAUAUUGUGAACGGCUCGACAUAAAGCCGCUUUCCACAGCAGAUUUUGGAAAGGUGAUGAAGCAGGUGUUUCCGGGCAUUCGCCCACGCCGUUUAGGCACUCGUGGUCAUUCUCGUUACUGCUACGCAGCUAUGCGAAAAACUACCAAACUAGAUGCACCGCAAUUGCCUCUACUGGACACCGCUGCAGCCAAUGAGUCAUCAUUAGUUGAUGGAAGAAGUGAUGACGGUCCUCCAGGAGAAGUUGCUCCGAGUAAUCCUGAUACCGAAACAUGGCAAAUUAUCCGCAACUGGGCUGAAAGUAUGUUAAAUGUAAAAGUAGAUAAUGCUCAGGAGCUAGCUUCGCAUAUUAAAUCCGUUAACGUUGGAAAAGAAAUAUCAGCAACUGCACGCUCCGGCGGUAGUACGACACAUAAAAAGUAUACUCCACGCGAACCGAAAGAGAAACGUUUAAUGGUUUUUAAGGACAUGGGUCCAUUGAAGAAACGUCGAAAGAAAAAACGUAAAGGCUCUUCAUCAUCUGAGUCUAGCUGCAGUCACAUUUCACCUAAGGCUUCAGUACAACCGCAGACGCCUUUAUCUGCUACAGAUGCGCAGUCGGCCGACGUAAAGCCGGUAUUAACCGGCGAAUUGAUACAGAUUAAACAAGAAGUAGUAGAUUCCCCUACAAUGCAACGCGUGCAACAUUUGCCAGCUGCCAUUUCACAGCUACCACAAAUUACAACUGCAAAUGACACUUUCUUGCUACAGCAGCAACAGCAACAACGACAACAACAACAGCAACAACAACAAAUGUUGCCAAUGAAUUUAGUGACAGAACAACGUACAGUGUUGGCACGUGCACCACCUGCCCCUAGUGCCUUUGGCGUAGUACAUGCGCAAGUUCAAAUACCGCAACAACGGCAUCCUACUCGAAAUAUCUUAACGGGAGUUAUGCCUAGUACAUCGGCCGUUAAGAAUCUAACACCGAAAAUCAUUGAGCUUGGCACAGCAGAAUCGGCUGCAAUGGCAACUACCGCCGUACAAGAACCGGCUACAGUCAUUAAAGAAGAAGAAUUUUUGGAUGAGUACAAUACAAAUAUAUUUUGUAAGAAGGUACGUAAAGCUCAACAGACUAAAGGAUUUUGGGCCAAUUCACCUACUUGCGUGCCGAGUAAUAUCGCUGUGCCUAGCAUAACAACUACUGCAGCACCUAGUGAUGUAGACUCUUCAUCAGUAACAUUAUCGGCUGUUGCAACAUCAGUUAUAGCUACAUCUGCUAUGUCUUCAACUCAUGCUUCAGCAAUUAACCCAGGCACAGAAUCCACUCCCAGUGAUUUAAUGGGACCACCAGCACAAAUUGGCAGUCAUACAUCUGUUAGUCCGUCGAGCUCUUUAUUGACUGCUGAUAGCAGUAGCAACGCAACAGCUCAUCCUCCAAUAGCGGCUUCGCCAAAAGUUUUGUCACGCAAUAUGCAACAAAUGCGAGCCAAACGUCAGCAGAUUAUGGCAGCCCUGGCAGCAGAAGCCCAUGCAAAUGCUAGUAACAUAUCCGAUGCAGAUGCUGGUGAUCUGCCAUCAAAUUUGGGUUUGCCACGUGAGCGUGUCAUAAGUAUAUGCAACAUGGACAAGCACGAAUUGGAUGAUUAUUUUGUAGAUGGCGAGGUAGAGGAGGAGCAAGAGGAUCAAGAUACUGAAUUGCUUCAAUAUUUUCAGACGAGAGACGCUGAGGAAAAAUCGAAUUCCUCAGAUGCUGUAAAAUCAAACAAGUAUCCAACAGCAGCGACGCAAGCAACACCAACAAUAGCAACACAGGCAACGAAAACGUUAACAUCAACGAGUGCAAGAGCUUUUGCAAAAACAACGUCAUUGACAGCGAAAUCGUCGCCUCAGGCUAUCAACAAGCAACUAAGCGUACAACUAAAUGUCGCGGAUAACUACAGUUAUUCACCACAGUUAUCAAACAGUGGCGUUACUAACGCUGGCGCGAACAAAAAGCAGACGGCGACAAGCGUUUUCUUACAUAAAGCGAGCCCGACAACAACAACAACUACAACAAUGGCUGUUGGAUCGGCCUCAGCGUCUCUCACUUUUAUGUCACAGAAGCAUCAACAAGAACUACAACUUCAUAAUCAAUUAGUUAGAAAAGAAAGUUCACAACAAACAAAUACUGUAACCAACAUUAACAACAACAACAAUCUUAACAAGCGGAAAAUCAGUUUGAGUGGCCCAACCUUAAAUGCAGCCGAAGUUAUGGCCACCCGCAAGAAUUGCAUAUUCUUUCCCAUUUCACCCAACACCAACACGGUCAAUAGCGGCAACGCUAAAACCAUUGGAACUAACGUUAACAACAGCAAAUUCAAUGGUGGCAACAUUUCAUUGAGCACUACAAACUCACUAAACUCGAGCAAUGGAAAUAGCGGUGGAUCUUUUUUCGUAAGUCCAGGUCAAAGCGCACAUCGUGUACGACCAAAAGCAUCAUUUGCAUUCGGCAAACAAUUGUCAUUGGAGCAGGAGUCUAGUGACCCUAUGAUAGGUGCCAGCCGCCGACGCCGGAGCUACGCUAAUCUCGGAGGCAUAUCAGGUGGUAACAAUUCACUCUUACCCCUCACUUCGGCUUCAGCACCACCUAGUCCGUCUGUUUUGCAACAGCAACAGCAGCAGCAGCAGCUACAACAACAAAAUUUUUAUGGUUCACUUUUUUCGAGUGGUACCGUUGGUGAGGCCGACAUGGUUCAACAGCUCGACAAUCAGUCUGCAAGUGGUGUCCCUUACAAUCAUCAGAUGAAUAGCAAUACGACUUUAAACACAGCAGAUUUGGCAGCCGAUCAAAAUUCUUUGGACCUGGAUUUAUUUAGCACAGCGGUGGCCAAAGCGAUGGAUUAUGAUGGGUUGACAUUGGAUGAGCUUACGACACCAAACGAAAUGCAACGUUCACAAUCGGUGCCUCUUUCCCAGUUGCAACGCAUACAUUCACCGGCCUUUAAUCGUAGUUUCCAAACUGCCCCUUAUUCAGCAUGUACAUCGGUUGCACAAACACCAGUUCCGCAUGAAUUUGCCGACUCAUCUACUCUCUUCUCUGAGAAUAGCUGUAGUCAGAAUAGUGGCGGUAUUGGCGGAUCCUUAAACGGAAAGCUUGCCGCCCAAACAACGGCCGCUAAAUUGUUGGAUGAUGAGGCGGCGCUAUUAGCUAACGAUCCGGUAGCGAUGCUGGAUAAUCUGGAUGUAGCUGAGAUGUUUCAAACGGACUUUUUGCAAAUGAAAUUUCAAAAUAAUUUGCAAAGUAACGCCACCACAACAACAUGCUCUUCAGCAGGCUCAUCGUCAGGUUAUAGCAGCAGUGCUUGCACUGCAUUCGGAAGCGCUGCUUUAAUAUCAGGCGGCAGCGGUGGCAGCGGAAAUAAUAUAAUUGGUUGCUCAGGCAAUACCACAUCAAGAUCUGUGCCAUCCACACCACUGCCGCAUCAGCAACAACAAAGUCCCUUUAGUUCAUACUUUUAUUGCGGGCGGCGACGUCUUGAUGAAGAGGCGCACCUUUCGCCGUCGCUUACCACAUCAAACACUACCAUGGGUGGUAAAUUCACAACAACUGUUUUCAAGUAUAGCAAUCACGGUAACGCUCCAACCGGGAAUGGUAAUGGUGGUGGCGGCGGCGGCGGCUCCUACAACAACAAUUACGAUAUAUCACGUUCCAUGCCAACGACACCCACGGCAACGCCACGUUUUCGCUACAGUCCAAUUGAGUUUACACGCGAAUUUCUUAGCAAUGGCAAUACCAUAGACAGUCUGAUUAGUGGAGGCCCCAACACCGGCAGCCUUACCGAUGCUGGUGCACCAAGUGAGGGACUUAGUGCCGCAUUAACCGGCCUCACUGGUAAUAAUGAUGCACUUAUUGAUGAUAGUUGUGGUCUUUCCGCAGAUGUGUUCAUUAAUACGACGGUAACCGAUGCUGAGUCAAUGAUGGCUGAAGCGAACGAGUUGUUGGGAAAUUUGUAGGAUUCGCAGGAAGAGGAAGUGAAGUUGGCUAAUAACAGAGGUAAUAGUAAUGACAAAAACAAUGCAAACACCACCAAUAAUGAGACUGGCAAAGCGCAAUUAGUAGGCAGCCAAGGGUCACUUGCUGUUGAUGAUGAAAAUGAUCCGCAAGCGAUCGUAAUGCCAACUAGUGUUGUUGUUGGGCUCUUAUUGGAGCAAGUAGGUAAGCUUUAAACAAAUAUAUAGUUUCCCUUUGAACUAUGACCGUUCUUGAGUGGCAUUAUCAAAUGUUGGAGUGAGCAAGUCAUAACGAUUAAAGGAUAUACCUUAUAAUUAUAACUGAACAAUGGAAAAGUUGUAUUUUUCCUUCUUUAAGAAGGAAUUCGUUCUUAAUAUUAAAUAAUUUUUAUCUUAUCUUAGACGCGGCAAAGUGUUUGCCUAUCAAUUCAAGCAUUUAUAAUAUUUUUUUUUUUUUUGUUUCUGACCCAUCCAAUUUAUUUUUUAUUUUACUUCAUUUAAGAAACGGCAAUAUUUCAAACUCUAAGCUUGUUGAUGGAAAAAUUGUUCGUUAUUGAGCUUAAAAACACUAGAAUAUAUUAUAUAAGACUUCGAGCACUCAAAGUGGCAAUGAAGUGGAUCUGAUCGUAGCUUUCUAAGGUUAACAUAGCAUUUUCCUUGUCCCCGGUCGGCUGAAAACAUGUAUGUAGUCUGCAUUAAUGCGGCUUGUCUGCUACUCCCGUUAGGACACAAAAGCCAACAAAGCUUUCUCUUCAAAGACCAAAUUCGCUAAAUAUGUUAUUAGGGUUACUCGAUUUUUAUAUUUUUCUAUUACCUAGAAUUUCGCUAGCUACAAAUAUCAAUAUUACAAUCUUCUUGACAAAAAAAAAAA